This is a messenger RNA of Colletotrichum spaethianum, 882 nucleotides long. Its product is annotated as 26S proteasome non-ATPase regulatory subunit 4. The record is from RefSeq and is a predicted model, not a curated record. The transcript is spliced from 2 exons. The coding region runs from base 1 to 882 and encodes 293 amino acids. Gene Ontology annotation, cellular component: cytosol; nucleus; proteasome regulatory particle, base subcomplex. Gene Ontology annotation, molecular function: polyubiquitin modification-dependent protein binding. Gene Ontology annotation, biological process: proteasome-mediated ubiquitin-dependent protein catabolic process. Lineage: Eukaryota; Fungi; Ascomycota; Sordariomycetes; Glomerellales; Glomerellaceae.
AUGGUCCUCGAAGCGGUGAUGGUCGUUGUCGACAACAGCGAAAGCAGUCGCAAUGGCGACUACCAACCCACGAGAUACGACGCCCAAGCCGAUGCUGUUAACGUCAUUUUCCAGACCAUUACCAACGGUAACCCCGAGUCCUCGGUUGGCUUGAUGAGCAUGGGAGGCAAGGGUCCCGAGGUAUUGGUCACUCUCACGACAGAUCAGGGCAAGAUCCUGGACGGCCUGCACCGCACGAAAACAAAGAUUAAGGGAACAUCACACCUGGCUACGGGCAUUCAAGUCGCCGGCCUUGCCCUGAAGCACCGUCAGAACAAGUCCCAACGGCAACGGAUAAUCGUCUUCGUCUGCUCGCCCAUCGAGGAGGAAGAGAAGAAACUGGUGCAGCUGGCCAAGAAGAUGAAGAAGGGCAACGUUUCGGUCGACUUCGUACUGUUUGGCGAUCUGGACGAUGAUGAUACGCAGAAGAAGCUACAGGCGUUCAACGAGAGCGUCAAGGGUGGCGAGGGCUCUAACUUGGUCGUCAUUCCCCCAAGCAGCAAGCUUCUCAGCGACCAGCUCAUCUCGAGCCCCAUCCUGCUCGGUGACUCUGCUGGUGGAAGUGGUGGUGGUGGCGGUGGCGGCGAGAGCAGCGGCGGCAACUUUGGCGAGUUCGACUUUGACCCCGCCAUGGACCCGGAGCUCGCCCUCGCGCUGCGCAUGAGUAUGGAGGACGAGAAGGCACGGCAGGAGAAGAAGGCACGUGAGGAGGCCGAGGCCGGACAGAAGGGAUCACUUGAGGACAUCAAGGAGGAAGGCGAGAAUGCGCCCCUCCUCAACAAGGAUGGGGAGUCGAGCAAGAAGAACGACAAGAGAGACGACGACACGAUGGACACCUCGUAG